CUUUUUCCUGAGCUUAGCAAUUUUUCAAAUUUAAAUUCAAAGUAAAGGUUGCAAAGGUAAAAAUCGAAAAGCAAUGAAAAUUUCAAUUUGACACGCUUAAUAGCCAUAAAACAUGUUAAAAAUUUUAGAUACGCUUCAGUCCACAUACAAUAUGUGCUAGAGAUGAAGGCUUAAAAUAUUCUGCUGCUAGAGAAAGGUCCUCAAAAGAGAAAGUGAUGAACUGGCUGGUGCUUCUUGUCCUGGGAGCCUUCAUAACGAUGGUGAAGGGCGCAAACGAGCCCUAUGUGUGCGAUGGAAAGGACGACAGAGUUUGUGAUGAGUACCGCUGCAUAUGCCGACGAAGGACAACGGAACGGUAUCCACACACGGAUUAUGAAUUUUGAACAGAAAAUUAAAUAUAAUAUGCCACUAUAA
This is a messenger RNA of Drosophila takahashii, 414 nucleotides long. RefSeq lists its product as uncharacterized. The record is from RefSeq and is a predicted model, not a curated record. Lineage: Eukaryota; Metazoa; Arthropoda; Insecta; Diptera; Drosophilidae.